Messenger RNA from Rhododendron vialii, 840 nucleotides. RefSeq names its product blue copper protein-like. Gene Ontology annotation, cellular component: plasma membrane. The transcript is spliced from 2 exons. Gene Ontology annotation, molecular function: electron transfer activity. The coding region runs from base 62 to 631 and encodes 189 amino acids. The record is from RefSeq and is a predicted model, not a curated record. Lineage: Eukaryota; Viridiplantae; Streptophyta; Magnoliopsida; Ericales; Ericaceae.
GAUAUCAAACCCCCCCCCCCCUCUCUCUCUCUCUCUCUCUCUCUCUCUAAAAAACAAAACAAUGGCAAGUGGAUAUGAAGCCGGAGUAGUGUGUAUUUUCUUGGUCCUGUGUUCAGCAGCUGUGCCGUGUUUGGCAACGGUUUACAAGGUGGGGGACUCAAAUGGAUGGAUUAUCGGUUCUAAUUACCAAAGUUGGGCUAGUGGGAAGACUUUCGCAGUUGGUGACAGCCUCGUGUUCAACUAUCCAAGUGGGCACACAGUGGACGAAGUAAGUUCAAGCGACUACAGCUCUUGCACCGCGGGUAACGCAAUCAACACAGACAGCAGCGGCGCCACCACCGUCCCUCUCACUACAGCCGGCACACAUUACUUCAUCUGUGGCGUUGCUGGUCACUGCACUAGUGGCAUGAAGCUAUCAGUCACUGUCGCUGCAGCUGCCGCCGGAGGCGGAGCCACCACCACAACACCGUCGUCCGCAACACCGACUCCCCCAACCACCACCACCACGACGCCAACCACCACCACGACGCCAACAACCGGUACCAUGGCAUCUUCGGCUGGAAGUCUCUCCCCUCUUGUGGCCAUGCUGAUUACUUGGGUUGCAUUGUUUAAGUUUGUAGUUCUUUCGUAAUUUUGGCUAGGGUGCAUAUAAGCUUUAGCCAGGAUAGAGGCAGUGCUCUCUCUCUCUCUCUCUCUCUCUCUCUCUCUCUCUCUCUCUCUCUCUCUCUCUCUCUCUCUCUCUCUCUCUCUCUCUCCAUGUUGCUCUUCUUGUCUCUCCGCUUGUAUCGAGAUUAUUCUAUUUCUGCUAUAAUGAUUGGAGUAGGUUAUUUCUUAUGAUUA